Molecule: messenger RNA, 1004 nt
Organism: Octopus bimaculoides (California two-spot octopus)
Lineage: Eukaryota; Metazoa; Mollusca; Cephalopoda; Octopoda; Octopodidae
Product: transmembrane protein 126A
Biological process (GO): mitochondrial respiratory chain complex I assembly
Cellular component (GO): mitochondrion
Source: RefSeq, a predicted model, not a curated record
CUGCUGUUAUGGAGUGCGCAGGCUCAAUAUAAGUUACCGCUGAUUACUUCCGGUGUUGCUGCUGUUCUCGUCCAUGUGCUAACAUUGAAUUGAUAGAAUGUAUAAGAUUUAUGGCAAAGGAAAUCUGCAGAGACUGUCAUCAUAUGAAGACAAACCACAGGGUGCCAUUCCUCUAAGCAGAAAAGAUGUCUUGGAAUACCAGUUAAAAAGACUGAAUGAGUGGCAGCCAAAAUCCGAAAUAUGGCCUCUGACCCAUGGUGCCAGUAUUUGUUCUUCUGCUACUGUUAUUUCCUGUGCACUAACCAACAGUUACUUCCGCCGAUACUUCAAUCUUAUGCAUUUUGGCCGUGCAAGUGGAUACCUCAUGGCUGUUGGUAUGCCAUGUGUGUUAGGCAUGAUCACACAUACAACUUUUGUCACUGAGAAUUGUUUGGUUGGAGAUUUUGCCUGUCCAACAUGUCUAAUGACAAGAAGUGGUAUAAUUCAGCUUUUAGUUGGUGGUUUAUAUCCUGCAGUUCUUUGUCCAGUUUUUGGUUUGAUUCAAGCCAGAAAAUAUUUGACCAAGGCCAUUGAACCAAGUAAAAAAAUUACGGAUUCUAUACAAAUUGUUGCAAAAACUGCUGUACCUUUCAAAAAAAUUUUGGGCUUGUCUUUGCUGGCAAACAUGUUUUUAGGGAUGUACAUGUCCAAGUUGGAAAUGGACACAUUCCUCAAUGUUCUGAUGAAAGAAAAACCUCAAGAAACAGAGAUGCUAUAAUAAAAAUUUCAGCAAAAUAUUUUUAAGGAUUCCAUUGUGCUUAUAUCAAACUCAUUUUAACAAUAUUUCUAGAUAAUAAAUUAAAAAGACAAAAAUAGGUUUCAAAAAUAUUCUAAACCUUCAUUUCAAAGUUUGAUAUCACUGAUUUGAUGAACUGACUCCAGGUCACAGCACAGUGUCAGAUUAUCAACUUCAUUGUUACUGCUUCUGUUUGUAUUAGUCAUUACAUUUGUUGUUUGGUUUUUUU